Messenger RNA from Temnothorax curvispinosus, 2197 nucleotides. RefSeq names its product endoplasmic reticulum-Golgi intermediate compartment protein 3. The record is from RefSeq and is a predicted model, not a curated record. NCBI's taxonomy places the organism in Eukaryota, Metazoa, Arthropoda, Insecta, Hymenoptera, Formicidae. The coding region runs from base 461 to 1624 and encodes 387 amino acids. Gene Ontology annotation, cellular component: endoplasmic reticulum; endoplasmic reticulum membrane; COPII-coated ER to Golgi transport vesicle. The transcript has 8 exons. Gene Ontology annotation, biological process: endoplasmic reticulum to Golgi vesicle-mediated transport; retrograde vesicle-mediated transport, Golgi to endoplasmic reticulum.
UAAAUUUAGAAAUUUUAUUAUAAAAUUUACUAAUUUGCGCCAAUGAGUGACAUUAAAGAAAUAAAACGAAUUGCUUGCGGCCGAAAUAAAAAAUAAAAUAAAUGGAGAAGAAUCGCGAGAGGUUGGAGAAUUUUUCCCAGCGCGGAAAUAGCGGUUUUGAGAUUACGAGGCCGGUUUGCUUGCACCAUUCGCGCUCAGGUUCCUCUUCUCUUUCCGUCCGACGGGUGUGGAUAUACGUCCGUCUCGUUUGUGGGUGUAGCCGGAGUAACCGGACGGCGUGCGAGAACGGAGCGGACGGGGGCCUACCGGCCGCUCGGCCAAUGGUAGCCUGCUGUCUGCCACGUUUCAAGGUGGCAGGGUGCUGGGUGGCUUGUCAUGACACGUACGUGUCGUACGGGAAAAUAUCGGGCCGUCGUGUGGAGCGAACGCCGCGUACCGUCCCCACGCCGCCGUCGGGAAGAUGCAGAUGCUACGGCAGCUGGACGUGCACCCGAAGGUGCGCGAGGAGGCCGAUAUCCUCGUGAGGACCUUCAGCGGCGCCAUCGUUACAAUCAUUAGUACAAUCAUCAUGGGCAUACUGUUUUUGUCAGAAGUAAACUAUUAUCUUACACCAACUAUGAGCGAGGAAUUAUUUGUAGAUACAUCCAGGGGUUCUAAACUGAGAAUCAACUUGGAUAUAAUAGUCCCAGCUAUAUCUUGCGAUCUUUUAUCGAUAGACGCCAUGGACACGACGGGUGAGCAACAUUUGCACAUAGAGCACAAUAUUUUUAAAAGACGGUUAGACCUGGACGGCAAACCUAUAGAGGAUCCACAAAGAACAAAUAUUACAGAUGCAAAGGCUGUCAGUAAAACUACGGAGAAGGCAGUAGAAAUCGGUACGACCACAGAGGAGACCUGUGGAGAUUGCUACGGAGCGGCCACGGACACUAUGAAAUGUUGCAACACCUGCGAGGACGUGUGGGAGGCCUAUAGACGCAAGAAGUGGGCCCCGCCGGAUCCGGCUGACGUUAAACAGUGUCAGAAUGACAAGUCCAUGGAGAAACUCAAGCAUGCCUUCACGCAAGGCUGUCAGAUCUUCGGUUAUAUGGAAGUGAAUAGAGUCGGCGGUAGUUUUCACAUCGCGCCAGGCGCCAGUUUCUCGGUUAAUCACGUUCAUGUGCACGACGUUCAACCUUACACUUCGUCCCACUUCAAUAUGACGCACAAGAUUAGACACUUGAGUUUCGGGCUCAACAUCUCGGGGAAAACAAAUCCUAUGGAUGACACGACCGUAGUCGCCAUGGAAGGCGCUAUGAUGUUUUAUCAUUACAUCAAGAUCGUCCCGACGACGUACGUCCGCGCGGACGGUUCGACCCUCCUCACAAAUCAGUUCUCCGUGACGCGGCACUCGAAGCGGGUAUCCCUGCUCACCGGCGAGUCCGGGAUGCCCGGUAUAUUCUUCAGCUACGAGCUGAGCCCGCUCAUGGUCAAGUACACGGAGAAAGCGAAGUCGUUCGGCCACUUCGCGACCAACACUUGCGCGAUCAUCGGCGGCGUGUUCACCGUGGCCGGUCUGAUCGAUUCGCUGCUCUAUCAUUCGGUGCGCGCGAUACAGAGGAAGAUAGAGUUAGGGAAGUACAAUUAAACACUUUGGGCCCGGCAGCAAUGAUCACCACUGAUCCUAACUCUGUCCCUCUCUCUCUCUCGCCAAUAUUUGUUUGCGUUAAAAUCGUCCGUUUUAUCUCCAUAGAUCCUUGUUAAACAAGGUGCUGAAAAUGGAUUGGGAUUAGUGUUAAUUGAUGCGACACGGCCUUAGGCGAAUAAUUAAGUUACGAUUGAUUAAGAAAAAGCAUUAUUAGAAAUACUCCAUUUUCCAUUGGAGAUCGAAUUUUUACGAAAUGGACCUUUAUCGCGUAUUUGGGUACGACUAUUUUCAUCUUGCAUUUAUAUUAAAAGUAUCGCAAAUGUAUUAAUUUUGCGAUACUUUUGUUACAAGUGCAAUUGGGAAUACUUUACAGUAUCGCCUUCGUGCGAUGUAAAAAAAAAAACAAAUUAUACAUAACUUAUUAUUAAUAUGAAGCGACGUAUAUGUUUUACUUCUUUUUUUAUUUAAUAGAGGAUAAUUGUGGUUUCAACGAAUGCGAUGUAAAGAAAAAACUUAUUUAUACGUGAUGUACAUAAAAAUCAGCAAAAUACACGAAAGCCUAUUGAAAUCUCA